Stegastes partitus (bicolor damselfish) is the source of this 5834-nucleotide messenger RNA. Its product is annotated as usherin-like. The annotation marks the transcript as partial. Lineage: Eukaryota; Metazoa; Chordata; Actinopteri; Pomacentridae. The transcript is spliced from 32 exons. The record is from RefSeq and is a predicted model, not a curated record. Gene Ontology annotation, molecular function: protein binding.
GUUUUGUCUGCUGUGGUCAGGAGUACAUCAACUCUUCAACCUCUCUUUGCUGCGUGGGCAAUGAUGGAUAUCCCACAAUGCACCCUGCUGGCAACGCCACGGUGACGCUGCAGUGCUGCGGGUCAAAGGUGAUACACCAAGGAGAGGAAUGCUGCAAUGGGAUUGGCUACGACCCCCAACGACAUGUGUGCGCUGCCCGACCCACACCUGGUCUCCUCAUACAGCACCAGUGUUUAAAGGGUGCUGUGUGUCCCGUAGCUGCAGCGUCUACAGCUUACUGUGGCUCCUGUGACCUUGAUCCAUCUACGACCGCCUGCACAUGGGUGUUGUCGGCACAGCCUGACACACAGUCCACAACGUACUCCCCAUUCAUCAGCCCCACGCAGGAAACACUCGCUACAGGCCUGUCUACACAUACAAACAGAAGUAAUAACAGUUACAAAAUGCUAGACGCAUACAGUCACACGCACGCUGAGAACAAGCAGUUCGAGGGGAGCCUGUGCCCGUCACACGAGGAGGUUGUGCACAGCGGAGAUGCCGGAAAAUACACCUAUACAGACUCUGACCUGGAGCCUUUUACCACCUAUGAAUAUAGAGUGAGGGGCUGGAACAGCUUCGGUCGAGGCUCCAGCGACGUUGCAACAGUGACGACCAGCGAGGACAAACCGUGGGGAGCGGCACCGCCCCGCUGGAGCCGUCUAGGUGAACGAGAUGACAUCAUCCAGUUGCAAUGGCAAGCUCCCGCCAGACCUAAUGGUGAGAUCACCCACUAUGUUAUACUGCGGGAUGGGCAAGAGCGCUAUCGUGGUGAUGAAAACAGUUUCACUGAUGUUGGUGGGAUCAGGCCUUUCCAGGAAUACAGUUACCAGCUGAGGGUCUGUAACCGGGCUGGUUGUACUGACAGUCCAGAGGUGGUGGCAGUGACGGUCCGCGGAGUCCCAGAGGACGUGCAGCCUCCAGUGGUAACAGCUGUAAGCUCCUCCUCCCUCCACGUGAGCUGGUCUGAACCCACUCGUCCCAAUGGAGUCAUACAACGGUACCACCUGAACCAGACCGGUGUUGGAACCGUAUUUACUCACACUGACGGACCCAGAAAUCACACCCUGACUGGUUUGCAGCCAUACACAGACUACGGCUUCGUGCUGGUGGCCUGUACAGCUGUUGGAUGUGGAGCCAGUUUACCGUCCACAGGACGAACACUGCAAGGCUUACCUGCUGGUGUGUGGUCAACGCCCAGACACCUAAUAAUAAACACAUCUGCGGUGGAGCUGUACUGGGAUCAGCCAUCCCAGCCUAAUGGACACAUCUCCCAGUACAGACUGAGCAGAGACGGUCACACUAUUUUUACCGGAGACCAACGUGACCGGAAUUACACCGACACUGGACUCCUGCCAAACCGCAGGUAUUUGUAUGAGCUGCAGGCGACUACAGGGGGUGGGACUGGUGUGAGUGACAAAUAUGUUAUACAAACACCAGUCUCGUGCCCCACUGGGAUCCCACCUCCCCACAAUGUGACAGUGUCAGGCCCCUACUCCAUCUCUCUUUCCUGGUCCCCUCCUGUUCAACUAAACAACAACCAGCCUUUGAAGUACAACAUCCUGUUCAAUCCAGGAAGUGACAGUGCUGCAAUGCAUCGUGCUGGACAGGCCCUGAGCCUUAAUGUGACAGGUCUAGAGCCUUUCACCACUUACUACAUAAGAGUGCAGGCCUGUCAGAGAGAGGGAUGUGGGUUAGGCGAGGGGGUCUACGUUCAGACUCUAGAGACCAGCCCAGAAGAUCUGCUGCCCCCCACAUUAAACGCUGUGGGAGCCAACGUCCUGGAGAUCCACUGGUCAUCCCCGAAAAAACCAAAUGGAGUCAUCACCUCCUACCACAUAUACAGACGUCCAUUUGGAACAGAUGAGGAGCUGCUGGUUUACAUCUGGUCCAGCGGGCCGCUUGAGUUUUUUGAUGCAAGCCCCGCCCUGCAACCUUUCAGCUACUUCCAGUACAGGAUUCGUGCCCACAACUCUAAAGGUUCAAUUCUGAGUCAGUGGACUUUAGCUCAGACCUUACAGGCAAAGCCACAAGAUAUGGCCCCUCCCAUUGUUACACCCUCCGGUGCCUACUCAGUCCACCUGAAAUGGAGUGAACCGGGACAGCCCAACGGUCUUGUUUCCCAUUAUAGGUUGGUUUACAAGAAGCUGCAACAGGACCCAACGCUCAACUCAAGCACUGUUACAGCUCUCACUGUAGAGGGUUUAGUCCUAGAGGCGACCGUGUUUGGUCUUGAGCCAUACAGUCGGUACAGUCUACGUGUUGAAGCUGUGAAUGGGGCAGGCAGCGCGUCCAGUCCAUGGGUGGACAUUAGGACCCUGGAGGCGUCUCCGGCCGGCCUGGCUAACUUCACAGUGGAGCACAGGGAGCAGGGCAGGGCGUUACUGCUCAGCUGGGAUCAGCCACACACUCCAAAUGGAGUCAUCACGAUGUACAACCUGUACAGUGAGGGGAACCUAGAGUUCAGCGGAUUGUCGCGCAGCUUCCUGUUUCGUCGUUUGGACCCAUGGACCACUUAUACUCUGACUCUUGAAGCUUGUACCUCAGCAGGCUGCACACACAGCCCUCCUCAGCACAUCCUCACGGCAGCAGCACCGCCUGCCUCCCAGCCUCCACCGUCGCCUCUCUUCAUCGGCCCAGAUCGCGUGUCACUUACCUGGGUCCCUCCCUCCCAACCCAAUGGUCCAGUUGGAGAGUAUUUCUUACUCGGGAGAAGUGUAGAGGAUGAGGGGAGGGGAAGAAGUAACGAAGAAGAUAUUGAAAGAGGGAAAGUGCUCUUCAGAGAAACGUCCCCACAACAAGCUGAAACCUUCUCCUACACAGUGACUGGUUUGCGUCCCUGGACCCAGUAUGAGUUCAGUGUCUGUACUCAGAACCCAGCUGGACACACCUGCAGCCCCUGGGUACCUGUAACAACCAGACAAGCCCCCCCUCGCGGCCUCGCCCCUCCAACAGUGAGUCAUCUCCAGGGCCGGCCCAGUGAGCUGGUAGUGACUUGGACUCCUCCUUUGGAGCCGAAUGGGGUACUUCAGUCUUACAGGAUUCAGAGGAACAAUGUCAGUUUCUCAUUCAGCUUUGACCCCACUGUCCUCAACUAUACAGAUGAAGACCUGUUGCCGUUUUCAACAUAUAGUUACUCCGUCAUAGCCUGCACAUCUGAGGGAUGCAUCACCAGCCCUCAUACAAAUAUCACAACUCUGGAGGCCCCGCCUGCUGCAGUGGAGGCUCCCGCAUUGGGCACCAUCACAUCCAGCAGUAUAAACAUUUCCUGGAGUAAACCAUUAAUGCAGAACGGAGAGGUGACGGAAUACAUACUGAAACUGAACAGUGAAGAGGCUUACCGUGGGAGAGACCUACAUACAGUGUUGUCAGACCUGCAGCCACACACAUCAUAUGAGCUUGUUCUGUUGGCUUGUACCAGUGGAGGGUGCACUGCCAGCGUCACACUGUCCACUGUCACUGAUGAAGCUCCUCCUACUGGCCUGCCUGCCCCGACUCUGAAGGUUACUGGCCCAGAGUCGGUGGAGAUUAGCUGGAGUCUGCCGGAGCACCCUAAUGGAAUCAUCACAGGAUAUGAACUCCGCAGAGAUGGUGAAGUUAUCUAUGUUGGCACAGAGACCCAUUACCACGACUUCACACUUCUGCCAAGUGUGGAAUACAGCUAUGUUGUCAGGGCCAACAACAGCCGAGGUGCCGCGAGCAGCACGGUAGCCACAGCAAAGACUCACCCAUCAGCUCCUUCUGGUGUGGGUCUCCCCACACUGACGCCUCUGGGAGCGAGCCAGGUGAGAGUGGAGUGGCGGACUCCAGCACGUCCUAAUGGAGACAUUGUGAGUUACACUGUGUACCAAAGAGAUCCAGUCCAGCUGAGCAUCACCAGCACUGUGUUCACUCCAGAAGACAAACCCUUCUCUGACAGACACACAACUCUGCGUGGGCUGGAUCCUUACCAUAGGUAUGAGGUGAGGGUGGAGGCUUGCACAGCGCUUGGCUGUUCAUCCAGCGACUGGUCGUCUAUACUCACGCUGGAGGCUCCCCCUGCUGGACAGACGGCGCCACUGUUGGACCUCCAACCCGACACGCACACCAGCCUACAGACCAGCUUUCUGCUCACCUGGUCCCCUCCAGCUCAGCCAAAUGGUAAAAUCCUGCAUUAUGAGGUGUACCGCAGGCUGGACUCUACCACUGGUACCCACAGAAGUGGUGCAGCAACAGUUGUCUACAGGAAUGUCUCCACUCAGUGCAAAGACAACGGACUCCUGCCAUACACUGGAUACCAGUACCAGGUGUGGGCGGUGAAUUCGGCGGGUCGUUCUGCCAGCCCGUGGGUCGGUGGGAGAACGGGGCCUGCUCCACCAGAGGGUGUAGGCUUGCCUGUGUUCCUGCAUGUGUCAGCGACCUCAGCGGUGGUGAACAUCCGUCCUCCAGCCCGACCCAAUGGGAUUGUUAGUCUUUACAGAGUGUUCUCACUGGAACACAGCAACCACACUCUGCUCUCAGAGGGGACAUCGCAUCAGCAGAGGCUUCAUGGUUUACGUCCUUACACCCGGUACUGGGUAGGAGUAGAGGCCUGCACUUGUUAUCAGUGCUGCAGCCAGGGUCCACUGAGCGAGCUUCACACCCUGGCUGCCCCUCCAGCCCACCAGCCUCCCCCUCGCCCCGUCACCCUCACAUCCCGCUCCGUUCAGCUGGAAUGGGAUGAGCCCUUGGCCCCUAAUGGAGUCAUCGAGAGCUGUGAGCUACAUCUCAGGUCGCCCUGCCCGCAGCCCCCCCAGCCUGUAGCCCUCCCCUGCUCUGAAGGACCGGCAGAAAUCUGUUUCUUUGGCAAAAAGCGGAGCUACAAUGUUACAGGUCUCCAGCCGUACUCCACCUACGAGCUAAGAGCUGCCUGCCUCAAUAACAUGGGCAGCACUGCCUCCAACUGGACUACUGUUACCACACUGAGUGAAGCCCCCCAGUAUGUGUCCCCGUUCUCAGUGGGCAGUAACCUGACCGUGAUCUGGCUGGACUGGACGGCGUCUUUCUCCCUCAAUGGAUACCUGAAGGAGUACAGUGUGACUGAGAGCCAGCUGAGGGUUUACACUGGUUUCUACAGUUAUCUCCACGUUCCACGCACUUCACAGAAAACUCUGUCAUUUCAGGUGACUUGCACCACAGACAGUGGAAGCGCCAGCACUCCGACCAUCAGAUACAGUCCAGCCACUGGCCUCGCUCCUCUUGAAAAUGAAGACGGCGGUAAACAGGGUGUGAGCAUGUCAGCCACCCCGGUUUACUCUGAACUCUGGUUCAUCCUGCUGCUGUCUCUGCUGGGUCUCUUUCUGUUGGCCCUACUGCUGGGCUUAGUGCUGCAGAGAGCCUUGAGGAAGAAUCCAUCAGCCAGAGAGCGCCCUCCACUGGUCAUGCUGCAGAAGACCAGAAAGGCUGGUGGAGAUGUUUACAUGAGGCCUUAUCCUGAGUUGUGCUCUAAACAUCACUCCGGCUCUGUGCUCCUCCCUGAUCGCCCCACAGGUCUGACAGACACCAAGAUCGCCGGCAGCAGCUCACGCUUCAGCCCCAUUUCUGUCCUGCGGGUUCCCAGUCAAACAGACCUGGAUCAGGCCUACUCACAGCAUUCCCUGCACCGCAGCGUCAGUCAGCUGAUCGACAGGAAGUCACUGAUGAUGGAGGAAGGAAGCUGGGACAACCCACUAGGACAUGAUUCUGGACUGUAUGUGGAGGAAGACGAGUUUGUGGACGCCAUCAAGGCCUUAAGUUCUGUGAAAAAGGAGCACACCAUGUUCACUGACACUCAUCUCUGA